CCAUCAUCACAACACCAGCACCACCAAUUUCUUUGGAAUACAAUUGCCAUGAAAAUAAUGCGCUUAAGACAUGCUAAACUAAUUGUUCUCCUAAUUGUAAUAGCCAACAUAAUAUUAUUCUAUUACUCUUGGAAAUCGACGCUAUGGAAGAAUAUUGCUGCUUCACUAACGCUGCCCAGUAUGGAGUCCUACGAUUUGCUCAAAAAUCCCUCACAACAUCAACCACAUGUCGAAAAAUCUCCCAAAGAAAAAGCUCGCAAUGCCUUCAAACACAUACGCAAAUCCAUGACAAUAGUAUUUCGUAAUUUUUAUACAUUUGAAAAUGAUAUUAAGGACUCGAUCGAUAGUAUAUUGGAUGUUAUACCCAAUAUGCCCAUCAUUGUAUUCCAAGAGGGCAUAUCCUAUCCGCCUUUGAUGUAUCAGCGCAAUGCGACCUCUCUUAAAGGCGAAGAGGGCAAUAGUGUACGUUUUGUUAACUUAGGAUUUGAUAUAUUGAAACCGAUACAGGAAUUGAAUCCUUUAUCCACCAUACAUACAAAAUAUGCUCUCUUUAUGCCCGACAGUGUACGUUUGAGUAGUAAAAAUCUGUUGCAGAAGAUAUUGCGUGAAAUUAAUACGAAUAGUUGGGAUAAGGACAAGGAUGGCACACAAGUAGUGGCUCGAAGAUCGAAAUUAUCGCCUCCUCUAGAAGAAACCAUAAGACGUAUGAUUAUUGUGCCGUUUUCGGGUAAUUUAAAGUCAUUUGUGGGUUGUUUACAAAUCGUUUUGGAUUUGCCCAAUUGGACGAUACAGUAUGUGGCUGUGAAUAGCACAAGUGAUAAAUGUGAUUUGUUUUUGCAAAAACAUGCCGUUUUGGUAGAUGUGGCAGUUUUAAAGGAAAUGCCUGAACCCUUGGCUGCUCCAUUCCCGGAAAUGUUUUAUAUACAGGCGAAAUUAAAUAAUAUAUCGAAAUUCGUCUAUCCACAAUCAUUUCAAGAUGGCAGACGACUCUUUGCCGCCUACCAUACUAAACAAAGACGCACCGAUAUGAAACGGCGACAGUUCCGGGACAUGUAUAAAAAACUACAAAUCAAACGUAUUGUACGACGAUCACAUAAAGUUUCAAUCAAGUCGGAUACCAAGGACACAGCUUCGUACAGUUCACAACAUAACUUAGUUUUAGAUACACAAUUUUCAUCGUCAAAUUUCUCCUUGCCCCUGGUAACCGACAUUGAUCUAAUCGGCUGCGAAAGAAUAACAAAAUCGUGUGUGGGCACGGUUUAUAACCAGCGGCCAUUUUAUGUUUACUUGGGCAAACAUACACCACCUUGUUGUUUGGACAAACUAAAGACCGCUUUUAAUCAUGUUCUGGAGGAGUUUGAAAAUGUGGGCAUACGCUAUUGGCUGGACAAUCAGGCUUUGAGAACGGCCAUUGAUACAAAUCAAUUGUCACCGGAUGCCUAUGAUAUUGAUAUCAGUUUUAAUGUGGACGAUUUGGAACGCUCAAACUCCCUGAAGAAAUCCCAGACAAAACCCUAUGUGGAUAAUGAGGGAUUUUAUUGGAUUAAAGCCACCGAUGGUCACUAUUUUAAGGUGCAGUUUUCGAAAAUCAAUCAGAUUGGCGUGAAUCUUUUGCCCUUCGAAAUAACGGGCAAUGAGGUGAAACCGAAUGGUUUCUUUGGUUGGAAGGCCAAAUCAUUUUCGGCCGAUUUUCUACAUCCCAUGUCGACGGUGCUAUUUUUGGGUAAAAAUAUUAUGUGUCCCAAUAAUGUGAGAGACUAUUUAGAAUUUAAGAGUAUACAAUAGAUUGCAAUUUAAAACUGU
Molecule: messenger RNA, 1803 nt
Organism: Calliphora vicina (urban bluebottle blowfly)
Lineage: Eukaryota; Metazoa; Arthropoda; Insecta; Diptera; Calliphoridae
Product: ribitol 5-phosphate transferase FKRP
Exons: 3
Coding region: 49-1785 (578 amino acids)
Biological process (GO): protein O-linked glycosylation via mannose
Cellular component (GO): Golgi apparatus
Source: RefSeq, a predicted model, not a curated record